AUGGAAGCUGCUAGGUUAGCUGCUGAAGAUGCCCACAGACAGCAUAUGGAGGCCCUCCGCCAACUAGAGGAGAAUAGGACGGUUGUACCCGCCUCCGGUGCUGAACCACGACCUGCAGUUAGGGAGUGGAGCUUGGAAGACUUUCUGAAGCAUCACCCGGCGAAGUUUGACGGCAAGACUAGUCCUGACGCCACAGACCAAUGGCUGAAGGACCUGGAGCGCAUCUAUGAUGCAAAGAUGUGCCCCACAGAAAACAGACUGGCGUUCUUUGUGUAUAUGCUCACGGGGGAGGUGGAGCAUUGGUGGAUCAACACCAAAUCCAUCACAGAGGAGAGAGAUGAGCCAGUGACGUGGGAGGCUUUCAGAGAGAGAUUCCUCUCUGAGUACUUUCCAAACAACAUCCGUUACGCCAAGGAGGUGGAAUUCCUCCAGUUGACCCAGGGAGGGAAGACUGUGACAGAGUAUGCUGAGAGAUUCAAGCACCUCAGUCGCUUCUAUACACUACCACUUGAUGAGGAGUGGAGAUGCCGUAAGUUCGAGAAUGGUCUCUGCAGUGAUAUCUGUUUGAUGGUGGCCCCUUUGUCCAUCAAGGACUUUGCCGCUCUAGUGGAGAAUGGCAGAGUGAUGGAGAAGAUGAAACGUGAGGUAGAAGGCCAGCGCCCACAACAGCCACAACUGCCUCAGAGGAUUGGUGGACCAUCUAGGUCCAAACCUAGGCAUGAGGAGCAGAGGAGGUCGUAUGACAAAGCCCACCACCAGUCCCAAGGGUCUAGGAGUUUCUCCCCUUAG
This is a messenger RNA of Vigna unguiculata (cowpea), 789 nucleotides long. NCBI's taxonomy places the organism in Eukaryota, Viridiplantae, Streptophyta, Magnoliopsida, Fabales, Fabaceae. The record is from RefSeq and is a predicted model, not a curated record.